AAGGGCGCAUAUACGCCUGAGGUUAGAUCUCUUGUGCGAGAGUACGUUGAUGCGGGCUGCGCACAGAGUCGGGUCGGAGGGUUACUGCUGGCUACGGGGAAAGCUUUCGGUGCAGCUGUCUCGCACAGUAUCAGUCGCAAGACUGUUGCACGAGCGGUCAGGGAAGCGGGGAUAGCGUCCGAUAUCCAGCUAGGGAUGGAAAUGACACUCGCGCCCGCUUUGAGUCACAGUGCGGAUGGGACGACGAUCGGCGGGGUUACCCAUGAAUCCCGCCGUGUAACCAUGCUCACACCCAAUUACGACGACCUAUCACUUCCCUUCACACAUAAGAAUCGACUUCUCGGUAUCGAGAAGACACUCUCACACACCGCCGAAGCUCAAUUCACCGGACUCCGUCAACAACUCGACCGUAUCUCUUCUCGCUUCACGAACAGUCCCCUAGCCAAGCGCCUCCAGCUUUCAUUCUCCCCUGAUGACUUCGCUCGCAAACUUCGCGUAGUCCACGGAGAUCACGCUAAGGACGUUAUAAAAUACGCUAGGCUUCUUCAGGAGGACUGGAAAAAAUCAGUCACUCGUCGCGAUCUCGGCUUCGAAAAACUCAGCACUAUUCUACCCUUUCCUGAGCACUGCACGACCUUUCUCUCUGCUGUUUUCGACUUGGCUAUCUCGAACGCUGGAGGUUCGGAUUCUUGGGAUGGGCUUGAUGGAGAGGGGCAGACCGCAUCGCUUAUGGACGCCUUUCUUAGUAUGGUUAGGAAGCUGGGGGACAUUGCAUUCGAGGAGCUGCCGGAGAACGUACAGCACGACCUAGACUGGUCUGUUCGCGUCGGGUGCUGUAUGCACAAGGAGAUGAACUGUGGGAAGGGGUUCUGCGAUGGCAUGGCCGACUCAUGGGAUCGGAUCGAAGGCGCCACGCCUCCCGUUCUUCUUGCCAACAAAGCGAACGCAAACGCUAUCGCUCGCUCAGCUACUGACUCAGACGCUGCUCGGAAAGCUGUGAAGGAAAGCUCUCGUGGUGGACCAAAGUCUACGAUGCUCGCUGGUGCAAUAUACAACAACAAGGGCCCCGACAAAGGCCACCAGGAUAUGUUUCGCAUGUACUGGCUCCCUAUCAAAACAAUCCCCGGCUCGAAACGCUUACCCUCCGUCAACUUCGCCGAUACCAGCGCCAAUCGAUUCCAAACAACCUUCGUUGCCGCCUGCGACCUCAUUGCCUACCUUUCGGAACACAAGACAUAUCUCUACAUGGUUCGUGACCGGAAGGAGAAGCCAAGGUGGAGCCACAUGGAGGCGAACCUUUUCCUUUCCCUCGAAGACGACGCAACUGUAACCGAACUUUGUUGCAUGGCCCUCGCCUACAACUGUAUAUUCGCACCAUACACCCGUCAGGCACGCCGAGAAGGGACCAACCAUCUCGAUCUCAAGAAGCUGCACGAUGAUCUCCUCUCCUUCAUCCGUCGUGCUAUCAGUAACCCUGACCUGCUCAUUAAUUACAGUGCCGCGACUGUUCGCGCCUCUUGGCCCCUUCCCUGGGAGCAUUCGAAAUCUAUCACUGCCCUUCACGAACUCAUGCCCACGCUCCCCUUCUUUCAACCUGUCUUCCUCGCUGGACUUGUUCGCUGCCUCGAGACCUGGGAACGGUUCACUACGGAGUUCGCUGAUGAUGGUCUCAUAGCACGGUCUACGCCUCUUGAGCGCUUCACACCUUCAACGAAUGACGCAAACGAGGGUUCCCUAGGAGAAACUCGCCUCGAAACUGGAGCUCACCCGACACAGACGAUUGAGCUGACUUCUGCCAAGAUAGAGCGCAACCAUAACGGUACAGAAAAGUUCAUGAAGGUCUUCUUUGGUCCAGACGAUCACCGUUCCGUUAUGGCGACUCAGCGUGUAGCGGAGGCUAGCGGUGCCUCUGGAGUAUUUCGCGAUCUGUUCCUAGAUGCAUCGGCGCAAGCUGUAGCUACGAAGCGUGCGGCUGCGGAGAAGAAGGCACGACUACUUGCUGAGAAAAUGGCUCGUCUUGCUGCUGUCGGACUCGUUCUCGACGAAUCCGUUAUCCGAAGGAUGCUAGACGCUCAGCUUCAGGUUCAACUCGAAGUCUAUAGGACCAUCGUGAAGGACACUGAGGUGCCGAUCAAGGCACGACUCAAACGGAAGCCCGAGCGUUUAGAGCAGGUCAUUGCGGCGUUACAGCGCUAUAAA
Stereum hirsutum FP-91666 SS1 is the source of this 2199-nucleotide messenger RNA. RefSeq lists its product as uncharacterized. The record is from RefSeq and is a predicted model, not a curated record. The annotation marks the transcript as partial. NCBI's taxonomy places the organism in Eukaryota, Fungi, Basidiomycota, Agaricomycetes, Russulales, Stereaceae. The transcript has 3 exons.